AAAAUACUUUCCUGUGUCUCUGUGUAGUGUAUCCUGCUGAGGAUGACUCCUGAUCCUGCAAUAUCCAAGUUAAUAAUAAGCUCUCCAGUAAUAGUGCAGCACAACACUUCUCCCUGUGCUGACCUUUUAUUAAAAUGUGGAGAUGGCUAUUGUGGUGCUUGUGCAAAAGUGUAUUUGUGGGCUAUACACAUGUGAUUUGAAGCCUUUAAAUGACCCAGAUAGUCUUAAUAAACAAAAUGAAAAACAGUCCACAUGCACAGAACACAUGCACAGGAUUAAUGCAACACACAAAGCCAGAAUAAAAUCACAGAAUGUGCUUGGAUCAUGUCAGCUAAUAGUGUACAGUCUAUUUGUGACCUUCAGCACAGAUCAUCACUGUCUGCAUGCCAAACAUGACAGAAUUUUACUCUAAAAUAACAACAGUGCUCAUUGUAUUCUGUUUUCCAGUCUUUUCAAGUCUUCUGCAGGGACUUAAAGUGCACUUGGGAUCAUGCAUUUCACACAUGAAAGUGCAAUAUGACUGUGUUUAAGCUAAUUGAGCAUGUUUUGCCAUAUAACUAGAGCAUGAGAGAAAGCAAAGCGCGCCCUCGCUCAGACGUGCACGCGCGUGAAGGUGGCACGGCGUCAGCUCGCGCGCUGCGUGCGUCACGGAUCCCGGAGGCGCGCGGGCAGCAGCAGGGACACCACAGCGUCAGUGCCAUGGAGCCGCAGCCCAGCGUCCGUACAGAGCCCGAGCCCGGCAUGUUCCACCCCGCCGGCCGGAGAGACGCGCUGUGUGAGCGGGACGAGCAGGAGAAGCUGUCCGGUGUGGUGAAACGCGUCCACCGAAAACUGCGGAGGAAAUAUAUAGAAGUGGGCGACUUUGAUAAGAUCUGGCGUGAGCACUGCGAGGACGAGCAGACGCUGAACGAAUAUGCCUUUGCCAUGAAGAGUCUCGCCGACAACCACUGGGCCAAGAAAUGUGAUGGAGAGGGACGCAUCGAGUGGUGCCGCAGUGUUUGUCAGGAGUACUUUAUGGAUGGUGGAAUGAAGAAGAUGUUGGAGAAGGAUGCGAAGGCUGUGAAACAUGCUGCAGCUGCAAGUGGGACACCUUUAAAUCCAGACUCCUCUCAGCCCAGUUUAAGCUUCAGAAACGACAAGCUUCGUCUACUUGAUGUGGGUAGUUGUUUCAAUCCCUUCUUAAAGUUUGAUGAGUUCCUCACAGUAGGAAUCGACAUAGUGCCUGCGGUUGAGAGUGUGUACAAGUGUGACUUCCUGAACCUGCAGCUCCAGCGGCCCUUGCAGCUAGCGAGCGAUGCUCUCAAUGCGUUCUUGCGCCAACUGCGUGACCCUAUCGAGACUCUGCCUGGGCAGCUCUUUCACGUGGUGGUGUUCUCCUUAUUGCUCUCCUACUUCCCCUCACCGUAUCAGCGCUGGCUGUGCUGCAAGAAAGCCCACGAGCUACUCACACUGCACGGUCUUCUCCUGAUCAUCACACCUGACUCGUCACAUCAGGGUCGCCACGCACUCAUGAUGCGCAGCUGGCGCGUGGCCAUCGAGUCCCUAGGUUUCAGGCGCUACAAAUACGUCAAAUUCUCCCACAUGCACAUGCUCGCCUUCCGCAAGGUCUCCAUCACCACCAGCAGCGACCUAGUGAGUCACAACUACCCCGAGAUGCUGUACAUCCCGCAGGAUUUCGGCACGCUCGAUGAAGAUGACGCGUUCAGGGACUCGUGCCAGCCAGCACGCUCUGACUCUGAGGAUGAGCAGCUGGCGCGGAGUUUCACCGAGCUCCCUGAGGCGUCCUAUGACUCCGACUCGGGCGAGAGUCAAAGCGGCUCGGCGCCAUUCCAUGAACUGGAGGACCCUAUUCUACUGUACAGCUGAAGCCCAAUCUGUUUGCCCAGCAUUGCUGCCUCACAGCCGUGUUGGCAAAUUAACACCAGGCUUUCUUACCCUUAAUGCUUUUUACAAGAAGGCUCCCAGCUCUUUUACUCCUGCUUCUUUUUACGUGAAAUGAUGCAGUUUGCACAGUUUAUACAGAUGAACAUGUCACGUGCCAUGGAAAGCUGGGCAAGUCCAUCUCUCCCAUGUUGCUAUGUGACACCAUGACAAUCAGGCUUCUGAUGUAGAUGAGUAGCUAUCACUCUUCAUUUGUGCUCAUAAAUAAAAGCCUUUAAUGUUGCUGGUGCUAAGGUGACAUGGGAGAGACACGGCGUACGUUAAAUUAAGAGAGAAAGGAUGUUUACACUUGGGUGGUGUUGAGCUUUUUUAAUGGGUAAAAAGAGACAGCGUUUUACACGUUUAAACAUAUCCAGACAGUGGUGAGACACUGGUUGUAGUUUUGCGAUUGAAACGGGUUGAUUUGAUGAGUAAAGCAGCUGAGCGAGCUCAGGAUUUGCGUGCUGUUAUUCAGUGCUUCUUUAUCAUAUGAUGCGAUUUGGAGAGAAUUUUUCAAGAAGAUCUUUUCAAGCAACAAAUAACUUUUUGUAUUGUAGACUUGCACACUGUCGUUGGCUAAGAAUACAAUAGUUUAACUAGUUAUUGUGCAGAAUUUAUUAAGCAUCAUUUAAUCUCUUCAUGUUCAGUUAGCUGCUGUAGAAUGCACUCCUUGUAGAAUUUUAAACUCUGAAGUGAUAUUUGUAGCAUUUUAUGUGUUUAACAACUCUGUAUUGCGCUUGUGUGACAUUGAGACUGUAGGUGUUUUUUCUAAAGGUUUGCUUUACAUGGUACGGUUUAUACAAAGUUGUUGUUGUAAUAAGAACAAUUUGAGAAGACUAGAUGAGAGGUAGGUGUGGGUUUUUACGGGGAGUUUGUAUGGUGGUUGUUACUAACUUUAUUUUGCGAGCGAAAGUGCAAAGAGCAUAUUUUAGCUGUGAACUUAUUUCUGUAAGGUAACAGAAUAAACAUAACCAGUAGACGUCUGCCUUUGAUUCAAUGCACAUGUAGUUGGAAAAAAAAAAAGUUUGCCAUAGCUUUACUGAAUAUUGAAUGGUUUGUUUCUUUCAAUUUCAAUUUUUAAGGCAAACUCCAAUUUUCAAACGUCUUAAGCUGUUUGCGCUGUUAUUUACUGUAUAACUGAAUUACAUCUUUAGCUUUUACAUAUAUACACUGAGCAUUUCUUGCUAAAAAAACAAAACAAAUGAAACAGGUUCGAAGAAUACUUCAAACCUUUGAAAGUGUUUUUGGAUGAUUAACCUCAGUGAGGUUUUUCUCAUAUCAUAUGUUUAUUUGUACCAAGUGCUUUACAUCCUCUUUGUAUUUCACUGUGAAAUGGGCAGUUUCCUUCGCUGCAGCAGUUGCACUUGUUUAAGAACACUCUCUUUGGAGACCUUUAAUAAGAGCGCCUUAUUUUUCACAAGAGUCACAAAAAAUCAUUUCACAUGCGAAAGUUGUGCAUUAUUACAAAACACAUUCUUAUCCUGGCAUUCUUAUCCAUCUUUUCAUUUGCAACAGUGCACCUGAGUACACAAAUAUAAAAACUCUUAUUAAUCUACCCAAAGUGAGUCAAUCUUAAAGCUUUGUUUGAGUGGUUGUAUAUACAAUUGCAGUCUGACACAUUUUUGAAAACACAAGUCACUUUUGAGGGUGCUAGAGAAAUUUUGAUUCUUGUUGAGGGUUUUUUUUUUUUUUUUUUCUCUUCUGUAAGUGUGUCAGUAGUGAAGGACCACACUGGAACUCUGGUUCUGUCUUUUAAUACAAAAUCAGUUCGAAAAACUGGUGCCUUUUCUCCCAAACUGUAUUUUUACAACCUAAAGACUGGAAUAAAGAAAAAAUGUGGUUUGCUGCAUGACGAUGGACAAAUCCUUGAAUCGGGCCGAAGCCAAACUCACCUUUUAAAGAAAUGUCUGGCUCUUAAGCAGCACCACUUAAUACUGUCACUUUAAUUGCAUUAGCAAUAGUAUUAUAGGCUUUCUGUUAAGAGUUCAUUAGAAUAUUGGACAUUUUACAACAAAGAUCUUUUUUGUGCUAUUAUGUGACAUGGUACAUUGUCCUUCUUUGGUCCUACGCGCAUGGAUAGUUUCUCUUUGGUGUUGGAGUUAAGGACUAUCAGUGUGGAUUUUCUUUUUUCUUUUUGGCAACCUGCUCAACCUUUAUAAAUGAGUGUGUUGUCUACACAUGCAAAAUGUUAAUAAAAAAAUACAUAAAUCUGA
Pangasianodon hypophthalmus (striped catfish) is the source of this 4133-nucleotide messenger RNA. RefSeq names its product base methyltransferase of 25S rRNA 2 homolog (gene samtor). The record is from RefSeq and is a predicted model, not a curated record. NCBI's taxonomy places the organism in Eukaryota, Metazoa, Chordata, Actinopteri, Siluriformes, Pangasiidae. The transcript has 5 exons. Gene Ontology annotation, biological process: negative regulation of TORC1 signaling. The coding region runs from base 565 to 1866 and encodes 433 amino acids.